Molecule: messenger RNA, 1297 nt
Organism: Nomia melanderi (Alkali bee)
Lineage: Eukaryota; Metazoa; Arthropoda; Insecta; Hymenoptera; Halictidae
Source: RefSeq, a predicted model, not a curated record
AAAACUCAACUUGGGUGGGUAAUCGGCGGCACGUUUACCUGGACCGACAAAGAACCGCGUGUCACAAGUACAUGCCAUUUGGCCACGCAUCAUGACCUACAGUCUCAAUUAGAAAAAUUUUGGACGAUCGAAGAAAUUAACCCUCCGGAAAUUAGGGCACUCGACGAGUGUGAAGCACACUUUCGAAAAACGACGCGAUGGACCACAGACGGCCGGUAUAUCGUCAGCAUACCAUUUAAGGACAAUAUUGCAGAUUUAGGUGAAUCACGGCGACAAGCAGAGCGACGUUUGUACGCAUUAGAAAGAAAACUAAGUAAAAACCCGCAGUUAAAGCAGCAGUACGUAGAAUUCUUGGAGGAAUAUGAGAAAUUAAGGCACAUGUCACGCGUUUUAGAAACUCCUGAAACAACGGCAGUAGCGUAUUAUCUUCCGCAUCACGCCGUAUCCAAGAUAAGCAGCACGACAAAGUGUACGGAGACAGCCCCAGACAUUAGUAAAAUAAUAAUGAACGAUUUUUACGUGGACGACUUGUUGACGGGCGCUCAAACCUCGAUAGAAAUCAGUACUAUAAAAUCUAAACUCACAACUAUUCUUUCACAAGCUGGAAUGCACCUCCGUAAAUGGGCAACAAACUGUCCAGGUGUUAUUACAAUGCCAGGUAGCAACAACAAUAGUCAAGAAACCAUAAUAGAAAGGGACCCGAAAACAUUAGGUCUAUCGUGGUCACCAAGGACAGACGAAUUAAAUUUCAUGAUUCAACUCGACAACAAUAGACGAACUACGAAACGCACUAUACUGUCAGAAAUCGCACGGCUCUUUGAUCCGUUAGGUUUGUUAGGUCCUUUUAUUGUCAUAGCCAAGUUAAUCCUACAACGGUUAUGGCAGAUUCAGGCAGGGUGGGACGAAUCAGUGUCACAAGAGCUUUCUACUCAGUGGUUAGAAUAUCGUGAAGACAUCCAACAAAUUCAAACACUCAAGAUUCCACGUUGCACGAUUGCAACUAACUUAGAUAUUGACACGCGAUUAGAAUUACACGGGUUCUCAGACGCGUCGGAGAAGGCAUAUGGGGCGUGCAUUUACCUGCGUUCUCGGGACACGGCAGGUCAAUGGACGGCUGCCUUAUUAUGUGCAAAGUCAAGAGUGGCACCUCUUAAAGCGAUUUCAUUGCCACGGUUAGAACUUUGCGGCGCGGUAUUAUUAGCAAAUUUAAUUCAGAAGGUUAGAAUAGCAUUGCAUUCGGUCAAUCCAGUUGAACACUUAUGGACAGACUCGACCAUAACCCUCACAUGGUUCCGCA